GCUCCCGGGUGCCCGGGCCAUGCCGGCCCGGCGGCUGCGCUGAACGGAGGCCGAGCCCGGGACGCGCCGGGGGGACUGCCGGGCUGCGGGCCAUGGAUGCGGCGGCAGCGGCGCGGGACGGCGGGAGCCCGGCCGCGACCAGGUGAGGAGGCGGCGUCCGGCGCCACUGCAGCCGCGGCGGCCUCGGAGGAAGAGGGCUCGCCGCCGCGCGCCCGCCCGUCCGCCCGUCCGCCCGGCGUCGCAGCCCUUCCUGUUGGGAUUAUCUUCUGCUCCCCUCUGCUCCUUCGCUCCCGGCGGUCGAAGCCGCCGCUCGGCUUCGGCGGCUCGGACUCCUUCGCAGCCGGUGCCUCCUCCGCUCCCCGGGCCUCGCUGCGGGGAGACCCUUGGGCGAGACCAUGAGGAAAUUCAACAUCAGGAAGGUGCUGGACGGCCUGACCGCGGGCUCGUCCUCGGCCUCGCAACAGCAGCAGCAGCAGCAGCACCCGCCUGGGAACCGGGAGCCGGAGAUCCAGGAGACGCUCCAGUCCGAACACUUCCAACUCUGCAAGACUGUUCGCCAUGGAUUCCCCUAUCAGCCCUCAGCCCUGGCCUUUGAUCCCGUUCAGAAGAUCCUGGCGGUAGGAACUCAGACUGGUGCUUUAAGGCUCUUUGGUCGUCCAGGAGUGGAAUGUUCCUGCCAGCACGACAGUGGAGCAGCAGUGAUCCAACUCCAGUUCCUGAUUAAUGAGGGAGCCCUUGUGAGUGCCUUGGCUGAUGACACCCUGCACUUAUGGAAUUUACGUCAAAAACGGCCUGCCGUGCUACACUCACUUAAAUUUUGCAGAGAAAGGGUUACAUUUUGCCAUCUGCCUUUCCAGAGUAAGUGGCUCUAUGUGGGCACUGAGCGAGGUAACAUACACAUUGUCAAUGUGGAGUCCUUCACACUCUCAGGCUAUGUCAUUAUGUGGAAUAAAGCCAUCGAACUGUCAUCUAAAUCUCACCCAGGACCUGUUGUGCAUAUAAGUGAUAAUCCCAUGGACGAGGGGAAGCUUUUGAUUGGCUUUGAAUCUGGAACAGUAGUCUUAUGGGACCUCAAGUCAAAGAAGGCUGACUACAGAUACACAUAUGAUGAGGCUAUUCACUCUGUGGCUUGGCAUCAUGAAGGAAAACAAUUUAUUUGCAGUCAUUCUGAUGGUACUUUGACCAUAUGGAAUGUGAGGUCCCCUGCUAAACCUGUACAGACCAUCACUCCUCACGGAAAACAGUUGAAGGAUGGGAAGAAGCCAGAGCCAUGCAAGCCUAUCCUGAAGGUGGAGUUGAAGACAACAAGAUCCGGGGAACCUUUUAUUAUUUUGUCGGGAGGCUUAUCCUAUGAUACCGUGGGAAGAAGACCUUGCUUAACAGUGAUGCACGGGAAAAGCACAGCAGUGCUGGAAAUGGACUAUUCAAUCGUUGACUUUCUCACACUCUGUGAAACGCCAUAUCCAAACGAUUUUCAGGAACCGUAUGCUGUGGUUGUUCUCCUGGAAAAGGACUUAGUGCUAAUAGACCUUGCACAAAAUGGAUACCCUAUAUUUGAGAAUCCCUACCCUUUGAGUAUCCAUGAGUCCCCCGUCACAUGUUGUGAAUAUUUUGCUGAUUGUCCUGUGGACCUUAUUCCUGCACUUUACUCUGUUGGAGCUAGACAGAAACGUCAAGGUUACAGCAAAAAGGAAUGGCCCAUCAAUGGUGGUAAUUGGGGCUUGGGUGCUCAAAGUUACCCAGAAAUAAUUAUUACAGGGCAUGCCGAUGGGUCGGUGAAAUUCUGGGACGCUUCUGCAAUAACUCUACAAGUACUGUAUAAAUUAAAAACGUCUAAAGUAUUUGAGAAGUCAAGAAACAAAGAUGACAGACAGAACACGGACAUUGUAGAUGAAGAUCCAUACGCCAUUCAGAUCAUCUCCUGGUGCCCAGAGAGCAGGAUGCUGUGCAUAGCUGGAGUGUCAGCCCAUGUCAUCAUCUAUAGGUUCAGCAAACAGGAAGUGCUUACAGAAGUCAUUCCGAUGCUUGAAGUUCGACUGUUAUAUGAAAUAAAUGAUGUGGAAACACCAGAGGGUGAGCAGCCUCCACCUCUGUCCACCCCCGUGGGCAGCUCCAACCCUCAGCCCAUUCCUCCUCAGUCUCAUCCGUCUACCAGCAGCAGCUCAUCUGAUGGGCUUCGUGAUAAUGUACCUUGCUUAAAAGUUAAAAACUCCCCACUUAAGCAGUCUCCAGGCUAUCAGACAGAGCUGGUCAUUCAGUUGGUGUGGGUGGGUGGAGAGCCCCCGCAGCAGAUCAGCAGCCUGGCACUCAACUCUUCCUAUGGACUGGUGGUUUUCGGCAACUGUAACGGCAUCGCAAUGGUUGACUACCUCCAGAAAGCAGUACUGCUCAACCUCAGCACCAUUGAACUCUACGGCUCAAAUGAUCCUUAUCGGAGAGAACCUCGGUCGCCCCGUAAAUCUCGACAGCCUUCAGGAGCGGGCCUGUGUGAUGUCACCGAAGGGACUGUCGUCCCAGAGGAUCGCUGCAAGUCUCCCACUUCCGCAAAGAUGUCAAGGAAAUUAAGCUUGCCAACUGACCUAAAGCCUGAUUUAGAUGUAAAAGACAAUUCCUUCAGCAGAUCUCGGAGUUCAAGUGUAACCAGCAUUGACAAAGAGUCCCGGGAAGCCAUCUCUGCUCUUCAUUUCUGUGAGACUUUCUCUCGGAAGACCGACUCUUCCCCGUCCCCAUGUCUGUGGGUCGGAACUACAGUGGGAACUGCAUUUGUCAUCACGCUGAAUCUCCCCCCGGGGCCUGAGCAGAGACUCCUUCAGCCAGUGAUUGUGUCUCCAAGCGGUACUCUAUUGCGGUUGAAAGGUGCAAUCUUGAGGAUGGCAUUUCUGGAUGCCACGGGCUGCUUAAUGCCUCCUGCAUACGAACCCUGGAAAGAACACAACGUUCCUGAAGAAAAAGACGAAAAGGAGAAAUUGAAAAAGCGGCGACCUGUCUCAGUAUCCCCCUCCUCUUCUCAGGAAAUUAGUGAAAACCAGUACGCAGUGAUAUGCUCUGAAAAGCAAGCAAAGGUCAUCUCACUGCCAACCCAGAACUGUGCGUACAAGCAGAACAUCACCGAGACGUCCUUCGUGCUCCGCGGAGACAUUGUCGCACUGAGUAACAGUGUCUGCCUCGCCUGCUUCUGUGCCAAUGGCCAUAUCAUGACUUUCAGUUUGCCAAGUUUGAGACCACUCCUGGAUGUCUACUACCUGCCCCUUACCAACAUGCGGAUAGCCAGGACAUUCUGCUUCGCCAACAAUGGACAAGCCUUAUACCUUGUUUCGCCUACGGAAAUCCAGAGACUCACCUACAGUCAGGAGACAUGUGAAAAUCUUCAGGAGAUGCUCGGUGAACUCUUCACGCCUGUAGAAACACCAGAAGCACCAAACAGAGGGUUCUUCAAAGGCUUAUUUGGAGGCGGUGCACAAUCUCUCGAUAGAGAAGAACUAUUUGGAGAGUCGUCCUCGGGAAAGGCCUCAAGGAGCCUCGCACAGCACAUCCCGGGCCCUGGUGGGAUCGAAGGUGUGAAAGGAGCCGCGUCGGGAGUGGUGGGUGAACUUGCCCGAGCCAGGCUGGCCCUCGACGAAAGAGGCCAGAAGCUUAGUGACUUAGAAGAGAGGACGGCAGCUAUGAUGUCCAGCGCAGACUCGUUUUCCAAACAUGCUCAUGAGAUGAUGCUGAAAUACAAAGAUAAGAAGUGGUACCAGUUCUGACAAGUAGAACUCAGUAAGUCCAGCUUCAACCUGAAGGAAAAAGAAGUUUCCUUGUUGGUGUCACUCAUGUAUUUGGGGAAGACAACGUAAAGGGGAUGCACUUUGCUGAAAACUUCCUUCCCAGCACAAUCAUGCACUGUUUUACCUCAGUCACACGGCUUUAACUGAGAAGACUCCCCAUGCCUGCAAAUCGGAGCAUGUGGUGUGUGCUGGGUGUGCAUCGACAAACGGAGAACUAAGUGGGGUCACGCUGACAGAUGAACAUCCAGAGGAUGUUGACAAGUCCUGGAGGGCUAGUCCGUGGAUCAUUCCUGUAUUAAACUUUCAUAUGCCAAAAGACUUUGUGCCGUUGUAUCUGCCAUCAGUGUUUGAUCCGAUGUGGGGAGAGGCAAUAAACCAGAAGUUGUAAGUCCGCAAAGGUCACUUUAUGUCUGGACUGCCUUGUGAGCAGCUGUCUGCACUCACCGUUUUUCAAACAGACUGCUCAUCAGUGUCAUUAGUGAGAAAGCAGCAAGCUGUCCCUUCUCGUUAGACUCUACCGAAUGGUGGGCUUUCGGUAACCAGAGCACACACACAGCUUGUGUGCAUGCGGGAUCCUCUCUACUCUCGUCAUUACAUACUGUGUUCAGUUCCUAUGUUCUCAAAAGCAAAACAAGGUGAUGUGUCACUUUUCAUGGAAAAGUGUGGCACAUGACUGAGUCACCCAUCUUCGGGGAGUUUCCAUGUAGUAGCCAUGCACAGUGGAAGAAUGAGAGAAACUGCAUUGUGGUGAGGAGAAUCCGUUCCUGUCCUUUGUCCUGUUCACAUCAGUUCAGCUAAAAGUAGACCUGACCAACACAGAUACUGGUUAAAUUUGUAGAAAAGUUGAAAUUGGCUAAGUUUUUAAUUUUGCUUGAAUUUUUAUAAAAUGUUUAACCAAAUGUACCCUUGCAUUAUUUAAUUAAAAUUGCUAAAACAGCAGUGUUUUAUCAUUUCAGUACAGUGCUCAGCUCCCUUUUAAAACUGCCCUCCAUUCGCUCACAGUUCCGGUACACUCAGGUGAUAAGCCAGUUUAACCUUAGUGCACACACUGCUGCCGCAUGGAGAACUGCAAGUGUCUCUUGUCCAAUUACCCAAGAGUCUAAUCUGAUGAGGUACAAAAUAUCUCCCAUAGAAUACAUCACACGCCUGUACAUAUCCCUUUGAAAUACUAAAAGCAAAAAGGAAAGGAUGUUGAUGUCAGUCAGUUCUGAAGUUUUUUUCUGUAACCAAGAGUGGUAUGCAUUGGAGGGCAGCAGACACCCACCGAGUGCUUGGUUCUUGCAGUAGCAUGGCAGCCUAGGGAGGAAGCAGCCUACACUGCGGUCAGGGGCUGUGAUUGCUAAAGCCACAAAGGAAGAAGGGAAGGAAGGGAAGUGGGAGUGGGAACUUUACAUACUGUCUCCUAUGGAAGUCUGUACUGCGUCACUGUCCUUAGUGUAGGCAGGGCACCGAUUGCUGGGACCGCACUUUUUCCUGGUCUGUUUGAGGAGUUAAGUUCCUGUAGGUCAUCCUCACUUCUCAGCCUGUCGCUUGCCUGUGUCUCUUUCAUAAAUAAUUCUUUUGUUUACAUUUUAUAAUGUGCACUACUGGAUAUAAAAGUUUACAUCAAAGUUUACUUAAUAGCAUCAGGUAAGGAUUAAAUAUAUGUGAUAAAGAGAACUGAUCAAGAUAAAAAUGUUUUUAAACUAUAAUCAUUUUUUAAAAUUUCUGAAUCUGUAGAAAGUGAAAAAAACAUUCAUUUCAUGUCUGUUCUCUGAACAUUCAGCAAUUUACAAAUUGUUUAAUUUGCAUUAUAUAUUGUCCAUUAAACCCACGUUCCAUGGUACCUCACUGGAAGAAUUGGGUCCUUUCUUAAAGGUAUAGUUUUGUGAAUAUUGAUAGUCGAGAGUUUUAAAAAGUUGAAAAGUACUAAAUACCUAACACACUGCUUGACUCUGUGGAACCUCAGCUGUUUAAUUUGUUGGGUUAUUUGCAUAUCAGAUUCUUUUCUACCAUCAUUUUAACCACUGUAAAUAGAUGAAUCAAAGUUGUGAUUAUUUACUAAUAGAGAAGUAGAGAAAUUUACCGGAGUUGGAUUUUAUAAGAACAUUUUAAUUCAUUUUAAAUUAUUUGUUUUUUAUUUUAAUUAACCUAUAUAUUGUGGACAACAGUCUAAGAGACCAGUCCGAGAAAGGACAAAGUAUUUUUAAGUAGAGAAAAUGAGCUUCCCAGAACUGCACUUGAUUAUGUAAAUAAGAGAGUUCACAGUGAUAACUGGCCCGGGAUGGACUGUAGUCUGCAAAGGUCUGCCUCCUCCCAGCCCACUCCUGUCUUUUUGAUGCAAAAAGCAGUAGUCACCAGCAAGCCAAAGUUUCAGGAACUUUAACAAUAACAACAAAAGGUCAAAAAAUAAAAUAUCAAAAAAAUGAAAGAAUGUGUGUGUGUGUGUGUGUGUGUGUGUGUGUGUGUGUGUGUGUUCUCUGUAAACUCAUUUGUCUUUGAUUCUGAAAUUCAAGUAUUCUUCAAUUAACUUUAUUAAUGGGAAGAAAUUUCUCUAUGUACCACAUAACAAACUAGUUUCAUUUUGCAAACUAAAAUCAGUCCCUGUUUGCUUAGAAUGUUGUUAUUUGAAGUAUCUCAUUUUGUCAAAAUCUUUAUGUGUUUGAACAUGGCGUCGCCUUAGCACCCGCUCACAUUACGGCCACACCACUUCCAAAAACCAGUUACAGAUUUGACAAAACCUUUCCCUGAUUUGAGAUUUUCACAGGAAAAUACUGCUAUGUACAUCUGCAUAUCAUUGUAAGUAUGCUGCAGUUUUAUCCAGAAUGCUUCCUCAAGACCUCAUUUAGAACUUCUUGUGGGUUCUUCUGCCAUUAGUUCAGGUAGACAUUGGUGGCAGGCAGCGAGACAGGUCUGAAAGAGCACACAUGUUUAGAGUGUGGGAGAUGCCGUGAGACGGGUGGGGAGCAGGAGGGUUUGUUCCAAGUUUUACCCUAAGUUCUGUAUUCAAAUCUUUGCUCAAGGCAUUUCGCAUGUGACAUUAGUAACGCUAUCUCCAAAGGUGUUUGUUUGUUUGUUUGUUUUUGUAUCUGUUUUUUUGUGGCAAAGAUUUAUUUUAACUUGGGGGAUUUUGUUUGUUUAUAUGUUUCUGCAAAAUAAAGAGCACUGAACUUUAAA
Molecule: messenger RNA, 6923 nt
Organism: Mus pahari (shrew mouse)
Lineage: Eukaryota; Metazoa; Chordata; Mammalia; Rodentia; Muridae
Gene: Stxbp5
Product: syntaxin binding protein 5
Exons: 26
Coding region: 396-3746 (1116 amino acids)
Biological process (GO): regulation of exocytosis; regulation of protein secretion
Cellular component (GO): SNARE complex; cytoplasm; plasma membrane
Molecular function (GO): GTPase activator activity; myosin II binding; syntaxin binding
Source: RefSeq, a predicted model, not a curated record